AUGGUAUCAACAGAGUGUGCGGGCACCAGGCUGGGUCUGCUGCCACAGAUGUGCACCAGGCACCUGCUCUUCAGGCUGAUCCUCCUCGAGGCUGCUGGGACCAUCAUCUUGCUGUGCUAUGCACUGCUGUGGGAAUCCGGGAACCUGGUCGACCUCCCUGACAAACGCAUCGGGUUUUACAACUUCUGCCUGUGGAAUGACACGGCUGGGAAGCUGCAGUGCCUGAAGCACACCCAGCUGCAGGUGAUGGGCAUCAGCCUGCCAGGAUUUAUGUUAGCCAGGGUUUGUGUGUACACCUGCCUGGUCUUCAGCCUCUUCCACCCCAUUUUUGUUGCACAUGUGAACUGCUCAGAGGACAGAGGGGGCUGGAAGGCGGUCCUCAUCAUACUCAUCAUCAAGAUGAUAGUCUUGUCUGGAGGCCUGGGUAUGUUUCUUUUCCAAACCUCACAGUGGAUUCACCCCUCUGAUUUCACUGGGGGCUUCCUGGCACUGCUUGGGACUCAGGCUCUGCUACUGCUCCAGAUUCUCACUGCCACGGUGUACCUGAACCGGAGGAAGCACACAUACCUGGCUCAAAGCUGUUAG
Molecule: messenger RNA, 585 nt
Organism: Eurypyga helias (sunbittern)
Lineage: Eukaryota; Metazoa; Chordata; Aves; Eurypygiformes; Eurypygidae
Gene: TMEM140
Product: transmembrane protein 140
Exons: 1
Coding region: 1-585 (194 amino acids)
Source: RefSeq, a predicted model, not a curated record